This is a messenger RNA of Penaeus indicus, 6070 nucleotides long. It is a transcript of the gene SppL, whose product is annotated as signal peptide peptidase-like 3. Gene Ontology annotation, biological process: membrane protein proteolysis. Bases 2518 to 3690 code for a protein of 390 amino acids. The record is from RefSeq and is a predicted model, not a curated record. The transcript is spliced from 13 exons. Gene Ontology annotation, cellular component: cytoplasmic side of endoplasmic reticulum membrane; lumenal side of endoplasmic reticulum membrane; Golgi-associated vesicle membrane. Gene Ontology annotation, molecular function: aspartic endopeptidase activity, intramembrane cleaving. Lineage: Eukaryota; Metazoa; Arthropoda; Malacostraca; Decapoda; Penaeidae.
UUUACCUAUGGUACAAAGGGAGAUGCGAGGAUCCGGACACAGUGUUGUUGUUUUGAUGGAGGAAGAGGAAUCGCCACCAACUCACUUUUCUUGUUCUUUGUCGCUUAUUUGUCGGGAUUCCCGUAGUGUGUUGUGAAGGGUGAUGGUUCAGGAAGUGAGGAGAACUCGAUGAAAAGUGAUUUAGAGAAAAAGGAAGGAGAAAGAGAGUGCCAGAAAGAAAGAGGAAGGAAGUUGUGUUGGCGCUAGGCCUCUCCCUCUCCCUCUCCCCCUCCCCCCCACCGCCCUCGCGCCUGUACCGAAGUUCACGCCCGCCCUCGCCGCCCACCAUCGCGAUCUGAUGCGGGUGGUUGACUGCCCCCAGCCGCUGAGAAGACCGCCCCGCCCCCCCUCCCACUUCUUCGCCCCUCCUCCUCCCUCCCCCUCUCCUCCUGCUCCUCCUCCCCCGCAUCUUCGUCUUCCUUCCCCUUAUCCCCCUCCAUCGCCUGUUCUUCCUCUUCCUGCGCUUCCUUCCUCUCCUCCUCCUCUGGCCCGUUCCUCAAACAUGCGGUCCAAACACUAGCUGUGAGAGUGUGUAUUCCUGCGUGCGUUAUCGUGUUCGUGCGUGCGUGCGGGCGUUCGUGCGAGCCAGCGUCUUCCCAGAGUUCCGUGGGCGUGGGGAUCGUCAGGUGGAACGGGCGUAGCGGAGACGGAGACGGAGGCGGAGGCGGUGGGCGGCGCGUGGAGGCGGAGGAAGGCACGCGAGUGGAUCAUGCGGCGUUGGUGGCGGUCAUUGUCGUGGUCGUCGCCGUCGUUGUCGUUGUCUUCGUGAAGGAGAGACUGAUAGACAGACUGAUAGAUAAAUAUAUAAAGAGUCCGGUGGUGCGGUGCAUAUAGUUUGGUGAAUCCGUGUAGCCGAUCUCCUGUCUUCCGCCACCAGGCGCGUCUUCGGCUCGAGUCCAUCUCCAGGAGCACGCGGUGGUCGUCCUCUCCGGCGGUGGCGCGUGAGGCGAAAGGCGAGGCCCGCUAGGGACGCGAAGAUGGGCUGGCGAGUGCAGUCUUGUUGACCUUGGAUACGCCACGACCCCCACCCACCCCACCAUCCUCCCAUCACCCCCAAAAUUCCCCACCCAUCCCCACAAUUCCGGUGAUCAACGCGGCGCGUCGGGACGAACAGCGACGGAAGUGCGGUGUUGUCCAAGGGUAGAGGAAUUGCAAAGAGAGAAGCGAGUGAGUGCAGGAGAUACAGAUAAAGAGUGAGUGAGGGAAAGAGACAGAAAAGGGAAAAGGAGUGAAACAGAGAGUCGCUGUCCGUCAAAAAGAGAAAAAUAACCAGUGAGAAAUCGUAUUUGUUGUCGUUUCGUGAAGUGCUGUUUCGGGAACUCACUAGACGUAUCACAAACCCGGUGUCACAAACACACCCAAACAAACCCGGAAGACAGGAAGAGAGACGAGAGAGAGAAAAAAGAAGAAAGAACAAGUUGAGGAACAAGAGUGAACCAGAAAAAGACUAAAGAAAGAGUGAGAGACGGUGCGAGAAAGAGACAGAGAGACCCCCACCAGCAACGGAAGAGCGCCAUUAACGAGAGGGGUCUGCCUGCCUGCCUGCCUGCCCACACCAACCAGCCUGCGGCACCCCCACCCUUCGUGGCCUGUCUGCCUGGCCCCAUCUCUCCAUCUCCUCACCUCAUCGUCCGUCUUGCUGCGCCGCCGCCAUGACACUCAGCGCCGAGUACCAGUGUGCGUGUUUCAGGAAAGUGUACACAGAGUGAAAAAUUGAAAUUACGAGAAGGAAAGAGAGUGAGAGAGAAAAUAAUAAUAACUGAUAUUAUAUGAACAUUUGAUGGUGAUUAUACCUGUUCUCUCAUCAUCGCCGCCUCCUUCUCCUCCUCUUCUUCCUCUUCUGCGUAGUCUUCAUCCUAGUUCUCCUUCUCCUCUUUGUCUCAGCCGACAAGUGAUAUAAGAAAUACAAGGAGAUAGAGAGACACAGGAAAAGUGAGAAAGAGAGGAGAGGUGAAAAUAGGAAGUAAAGGAAACGAGACAGAGAGAGGAAGAGAGAGAGAGUGAGAGAGAGAUACCGGGAAGGCGGCAAAGGGAAGGAGAAAGAAGAAAAGAGAGGAAACGGAAAAAAGGCGCGAAAGGUCAGCAGAAAGGCCGAGCGGGGCGCGAGUGCAUGCCGCCGUCGCCCGUGUCGCUUGGGACGGACUCGGCAGCCGGGCGUGGAGGGGGCGGCCGUAGCGCGCCAGCCGGGAGGAGGGCAGAAGGAGACGGCAAGAGAACGCCGGGGAUUCCCCUCUCCUGACACUUAUCCCCUCUCCUCCCUUAUCCCCUUCUCUCCCCUUGUCCCCAUCCCCCUCUCCUGACCCCCACCCCCGCUCCUUAGAUUUUUUCCUGUCUCCUUGCCCCCGCCCCCCUCUCUGGACGUUACCUAUUUUAUAUCCCCCCCCCCCCACCCUUCUCCUACCACCCCCUACCGCUCCCCCCUCCCCUGCCCCCACCCGUCCGCCCCCGCCCGCGCCGACCCGCCCUCCGUCCGGCACAAUGUCGCCUAAAAUAGCAGAGAUGUCGGCUUACUCCAUCGUGGACUCGUCGAGAGUGUCCACAUUCCUCAUCUCCAUCCUGCUGAUCGUCUACGGCAGCUUCAGAUCACUGAACUUAGAACAAGAGGCCAGAGAAAGGGAGUCAGAAAAGGAGAGAAAUAAAUUACUUGGCAUCGCCACACCAGCUUCAUCUAACGAUAACACUAAUCUAUUCUCAACAGAUGUACAGACGCUGGACAUGAUGCAGGCACUGUGCUUGCCUGUAGGGGCCUCUGUGUCCCUCCUCAUCAUGUUCUUCUUCUUUGACUCCAUGCAGAUGCUCUUUGCUGUCUGUACUGCAAUUAUAGCUACAGUGGCACUAGCGUUCCUUUUGCUGCCUAUGUGUCAGUACAUCAUCAGACCGUGUUCUGAUAACAAAAAAAUAUCGUUUGGUGUUUGCGGAAGGUUUACAGGAGCAGAGAUCAUGGCCUUCUGCCUGUCUGUGUCCAUUGUUUGCAUUUGGGUCAUGACAGGUCACUGGCUUCUCAUGGAUGCAAUGGGAAUGGGGCUGUGCGUUGCCUUCAUUGCAUUUGUGCGGCUGCCUAGCCUCAAAGUGUCCACACUGCUCUUGACCGGACUUCUGGUAUAUGACGUUUUCUGGGUGUUCUUUUCCUCGUAUGUGUUCAACGCCAACGUCAUGGUGAAGGUUGCAACUCGCCCAGCGGAAAACCCAGUGGGAGUGAUGGCCCGCAAGCUCCACCUGGGCAGCGUGGGACGAGAGGCCCCCAAGCUCUCCCUGCCUGGCAAACUGGUCUUCCCGUCAAUGCACAACACCGGCCACUUCUCAAUGCUGGGCCUUGGGGACAUUGUAAUGCCAGGCCUCCUGUUGUGUUUUGUGCUCCGAUAUGAUGCCUACAAGAAGGCUCAGCUCUUAUCGGCAGAAGCAGGUGUACCGCCACCUUCUAAUUUGAAUAAAAUAAGCUACUUCCACUGCUCCCUCAUUGGCUACUUCCUGGGCCUGCUGACGGCAACAGUGUCGUCUGAAGUUUUCAAGGCUGCGCAACCGGCCCUGCUCUACCUCGUGCCCUUCACGCUGCUGCCCCUGCUCACCAUGGCUUACCUCAAGGGUGACUUGCGGAGAAUGUGGAGCGAGCCGUUCAUCAUCCAGACACAGAGCAAGAACAUGGACGUGUGACUCAGGAUGAAGCUUAGUGUGUAGUCAUAAGUGUGCGUUAUUUUGGUUGGUCAAUCGGUUUUCAUGCACUCACAAUGCAGAAGUGACAGCAGAGUGUCAUAGCUAUUUGAUCCAAGCUUCUGAGAGAUUCUGGGCUGUGCAAUCGUAUUUUUCCGUGAAAACUGAAAAAAAGGAAAAAAAGAAGAGAAAGAAGUUGUAGUUUAGUGUAUUGUGGAAAGUCAGAGUGCUCAUGUUGCACUAGACAAUAAUACUGAACUUCUAAUGAAGAUAAAGAUAUAAAACAAAAAAACAGUGAUUGUCUUUCCAGUAUAAUAGAUGUCAUAAAAUAGUAUAAUAAUGAUAAAAAAAAAAGAUUGUAGAAUAGUGUUGAUUCAAAAGGAAGUGGAAAAAAGUGAACUAAAAAAAUAUUAAAAAGAAGGAAAAUAAAUUUAAACUUCCAUGCCUUUAAACACAGUAGGAUUGUGUUUCUGUAUGUACAAUAUUUAGUAAUGUUUUCUUAAUGGUACUGUUGAGCUGAAUAGAACGAAGCCCACCAUUUUGAUGAUGAGAAAGAAGAAUAUUUUGUAAAUUAGAAAUUCUUCUUUCAGAGACAAUUGUGAUAGAGACACUGUGGCUCGACAGGUCAGGUGCAGUUAGGAUACCUUUACCAAGCAGGCACUUCCUUCUGCUUCUUGUAGGUCAUAGUUGCUUGCAUCCUGUGGAAACGCACAAUCACACGGUCCUACGGUUCUGCGGUGCGUCAGUUGGUUUCGCGAACACAUUCAUUUGUGAGUGUCUGCGAAAUCUCGUAACCACCCUACCCUUUACCCACCCCCCCCAUAUACCUUCAACCCCUCAGUCCCCACAUCUCCUCCCCCCCCUUCCUUUGUAGUGUGUAGGUGUCCAGGGUACUGUAAAUACACAGCUGUACAGAAAAGCAAAAAAAAUACAAUAACAGAGAUUAUUCAAUGUAUAAUAGAUUGUCUGCAGUCGGGCAGCUGAGAGUUUUAUUGUUUUCCACAGAUACUCAGGCAAAGUAUUGGUAUGUGAGAUUAUUAUGGUUGUGCCAUUGUGUUGGUACAUAACGCUUGUUUUGGAAACUUAAUAUGUAAGUGAAAAAAACUCUCACCACUCCGAAUACAGAGACUAAAGAAGCUAUGAGAUAGAUAAUCUGUUGACUUUGAUGAGAGAGAGACUGAUUAUUAACACACAUUUGAAAGUAGAAUGGCAGCAUGAUAUUUUUAUAUCAUAUAUAUUUUGAUUUUGUGGAAUGUCAUCAGAUCAAAUGAAAUGUAUUUAUGUACAUUGCCUCCUGAUAUUAUUCAAGCGCUGAUGUUAACCUUGUGAUUGACAAAGUUAUUGAAAUGAAGUGAAAAAAAAAAGUAUUUAGUGUUUCCAAUACAAUUGAUGUAACAUCUUGGUAUAGGUAAGACAUGGAAGCAGAAGGAACUCAUAUUCUCAUUAUCUUUUGCUUUAUUGUACCAAAUUACUUAGUGUGAGGGAUAUUGCAAAAAAACGACAACAAAAAUGAGGAAAAAAGGCAGAUGCCAUUAGGAACACUGUUUAUGAUUUUUUAUUAAGUUAGCUGGAAUACUACAUACUCAUCUCGGAAAUCAAGUGACAUGGUAAAUGAAUGUCAUACCCGGAACAAAUUCAUUUCUCGUUAGAUUGUGUACAUGGUAGGUAAUUUGUCCAUAGCUAGUUAGCCAAAUUAUAUAAUUGAUAUAGAUGCAUAAAAAGAUACUUUGAAUGACUGAAUAAAGAUAUAUGUAUCUAUGAAGAGUAUUGUAUGCUUGUUGUGAUAUUGUAUUUUGGGGAAAUUCAGUUUGUAGUGAAAGGAUGUGUUCUGGAUUAAUUUUUUUUCAGAAGGUUUCAUUCUCACUUUGAGUUUUGAGUUCAUUAGUUGGCAUGCUUGAACAAUCAGCAUGUGCUGUGACAAACCUAACUGCCAGUCAGAAUUUGUGUGUUUGUGUGGGUGUGCAUGUGUAUAUAUACACACACAUUCAUUUGUGAGUAUAAAUGUCCAUGCCUAUACAUACAUCCACACACAUACAUGUACAUAUACUUGUGCUCAUGCAGACACACUUGCAAAUGUGCUCAUAUCAAAUUAGAGUGUAUGCGUAUCUUUGUAGGUGAGUUUGCAAUAGCAUACGAGUGUGAACACAUCCAUACUAUGCUAGUCCAUCGAGAAGUCACAAUCAGUUUUGUAAUGAAUCUCACGUGUCAAGGUAUUAUAACAUUAAUGAGAUUUUGUAACAUUGUCAUUAUGUAAUACACGUCUUACUGACUCAUACCCAUUAAAAUAAAGAAUAAAAUCAUCCCUUUUUAGUCUUUUAUGUGGAAUGAAAAAAUGAAAAAAAAAUCUCUUUUAGUCUUUUACGUGGAAUAAAACAUUACUUCA